UGCAAAAAAUUUCCUGCAGCUUAAUACGCUACUCCUUGCGGCAAAGAUUUUUUUAUCACUGAAAACAUCGGAAUAUUCUACGCCAACAUUUGGGCUCGAGAGCUUACGAAAGCUUUCGAAAUCUUAUUAAUUUUAAAAAUAAAAUGCUGUUUGUUUUUGUCUAAAUAAGAUGAAAAUGCAUUCGUCGCCGGAUCUCUUCACUCAAAUCGUCGGGUUUAUAUGGCGAAUAUUUACCAGAAUUAUUCUGAAUGGGUCAGAUUUUCUCGCCGGAAUAUUAUGUUCUUCACGAAUAAAAGCCAGUGAUUUAAUUGAGAUUAACGGCGAAAUCCGACGUCGUCGUCGUGAUUCCGGUGAAGGCAUUCACAAUCAGGAAAAGUUUCCUACAAAUCUCUUUGAGAUCCUUACAGUGGGAAAAGAAGCAUCUGAUAACGGACCAUGCGUCGGUUAUCGACCCAGCAAACACGAGAAAUUCGUAUAUCUCUCCUACGAAGAACUCAUCCAACGCUCUACUAACUUUGGAGCCGGCUUGCUGCAACUGGGAGCGCGCAGCAAUGAUGACUUUCUCGUUGGUAUUUUCGCUUAAACAUCCAUGGAAUGGACGCUGGCGGAAUACGGCUGUCUGGCGUAUGGCCUGGUUACGGCGCCGCUCUUCGAUUCCCUUGGAUACGAAGCCUGCGCGCAGUUGAUAGAAUUCUGUGGGAUCGAAGUGGUGGUUUGCGACGGCGACGAUCAUGUGGACGCCUUAUUAGGUCAUGGUCAACUUCCCAAGACACUGCGCACCAUUAUCACCGUCGAUCAACUUCCAGUGGAAAGAGUGAUCGACUUGGACAAUCACGGGGUCAAAUUCUUCACUAUGGACGAUGUUGAAAAAUUAGGACGUUCCAAUCCAGUUCCAGUAUGUCCGUCGGAACCGGAUCAGCUGGCCACUUUGUUGUUCACCAGCGGAACCACUGGAAUGGCCAAAGCGGUCAUGAUUACGCACCGACAGUUCGUCCUCUUCUUAAAAUCCAUGACGCAAAGCAUGCUGCCGGCCAAAAUGACCCCGGAAGAUUCUACGCUCGGUUUUCUUCCACUGGCACACAUUGCCGAACGGUUCAUUGAGAAACUGAUACAUGUACAUGGCGGUAAAGUUGGUUACAUCAGCGGCGAUAUACGUAAUCCCAAAGUCCUGUAUGCCGAUGCCAAGGAAGUGCAGCCGACAUAUUUCUUCUUCGUGCCCCGCAUCAUGACCCGCAUCCAUAACGAAAUUCAGGCGGAUCUUAACCGAAAUAUAUUUAAGCGCAUAGCGGCCGCCCUCGGAAUACUGUGUAAAACCGUUGAGAUGCAGUGGGGAAUAUUUCGCAAUGACUCUUUCUGGGACCGAUGGCUUUUCCAUAAAUACCAGGCGAUGCUUGGCGGAAAGGUCAGAAUUAGUCAGACGGGAUCGGCGCCAACUGAUGGGAAAGUCUUGAACUUUAUGCGAGCGGCCUUUGGAUGUUACGUGGCGGAAAAUUACGGACAAACAGAAUCUUGUGGACCGUUUACGGGAACAGUGUACGGAGACCUUGCCGCCGAUCAAGUUGGCAUUCCGUUUCCGGAUACGGAAAUCAAGUUGGUGGAUGUGCCGAAGAUGGGAUACCGCGCGGCUGAUGGAAAAGGAGAACUGUGCGCUCGUGCCGACUUUCUGAUGAAAGGGUAUUUCAAGAUGGAAGACAAGACCGCCAAAACCAUUGAUCAAGACGGAUGGCUGCACACCGGUGAUAUUGGCAUGUGGUUGCCGGAUGGAAACCUGCGCAUCUUCGACCGGAAGAAGCACGUGUUCAAAUUAAGCCAAGGCGAAUACUUAGCGCCAGAACGCUUAGAAGGCGCCUUUUCUCGCUCUGAUCUAAUCAGCAAUAUUUUCAUCGAUGGCGACAGCAAAUAUCCUUACUGUGUCGCCUUGAUAUAUCCCAAAUAUGAUGCCAUGAAGGCGGGAAAAAUCAAGUCCGAAAAUAAGCAGGCAACGGAAGCUGUUAAAAAGCAACUUAUAGACGAACUGACCCGUAUCGGGCACGACCGGCAUAUGAAGUCAUACGAAAUUCCCAAAAAGAUACACAUUCUGGACGAAGGAUUUUCCAUGGAGAAUGGUUGUUUGACCCCGUCUAAUAAAACUAAAAGAGAGCAUAUACGCACCAAAUUUAAGAAAGAAAUAGCACAGCUCUACGCCGGCGACUAAGCUUUUUGGUAAAUGUGCUCAAUGUUUCUAAAGUAUUACAUAUGGUAUUACAUAUUGUUUAAAUAGUUAAAGUUUUUCGCCUGCAGCAUCAUCUUUCCUCGAUAUUCUUCAACGCCAAAUUAUUCUUCGGCGAAGGUGUCUAGAAACUAUUUGUUCAAUGUUAUAUGUUAGUGUUAUAUUAUUAAAACUGGAAGAUGAUAAGCACAAUAAAAUAUUAUUUAAUUAA
Messenger RNA from Paramacrobiotus metropolitanus, 2420 nucleotides. RefSeq names its product long-chain-fatty-acid--CoA ligase 1-like. The coding region runs from base 590 to 2194 and encodes 534 amino acids. Gene Ontology annotation, cellular component: membrane; endoplasmic reticulum. The record is from RefSeq and is a predicted model, not a curated record. The transcript is spliced from 8 exons. Gene Ontology annotation, biological process: long-chain fatty acid metabolic process. Lineage: Eukaryota; Metazoa; Tardigrada; Eutardigrada; Parachela; Macrobiotidae. Gene Ontology annotation, molecular function: long-chain fatty acid-CoA ligase activity.